This is a messenger RNA of Puccinia triticina, 237 nucleotides long. RefSeq lists its product as uncharacterized. The transcript has a single exon. Lineage: Eukaryota; Fungi; Basidiomycota; Pucciniomycetes; Pucciniales; Pucciniaceae. The record is from RefSeq and is a predicted model, not a curated record. The coding region runs from base 1 to 237 and encodes 78 amino acids.
AUGAAGAACAAAUCUGAAACUUUGUCUGCUUCCAAGAUGGCAGCGAUCUCGACUUCCAAACCCAACAACAAGUUUCCUGCGCAUUCGGCUCGUGGACCAACCACCCUGAAACUGAGGCUCUCACAGCUUGUUCCGGACACAUCAUCCAACAAGCUCAAAGAUCCAGCUGAAAUCCCAAAUUCACAUCUUGAAGGUGCAACACAAAAGAGACGAAGCAAGAGAUUUGCCAAGAAUUAA